UCAAACUCCAAACCGAAUCACAUCUUCCUUUCUCUGUUCUGCAUUUCUUUGAUACCUUUUUGUCUCUUAUUUGAAUUCCCUUCCCCUUCCAAAUUCCCAACAAGCUCUGCAACUCCAACCAGAUCAAUCAUAGCUGAUGAUGCACAGAUCAUGGCGAAGGCCAGAGGAAUAACAACACGAAGACAUCAUGGAACAACGACGACGACAACAACAACAACAACUGCACAAUGCAAUCACAACCCUCAUCAUCAUCAUCAUCAAUUUCAUCAUUUUUGCCCAAUCACAACAACCACAACAAGGAUUUGUUAGCAUACAGUGCUGUGCAGAGGCUAACUUCACAGAACAAAUCACCAACAUCACUUACAUACCCGACGACAACUGGUACCCCGACAAAACUAGUUGUCGAGACACCAAACACGGCGCUCAAAGAAAGUCGAGAAUUUUUAGCUCCGAAUACAACAACUGCAAAUGGUGUUACACCUUGCCAACAAGAAUCAAUGGCGUAUACCUCAUUCGAGCAACUUUUCCUCUAAAAAAUGCGUCGCCGGAUAGCUUCUUCAAAGUUUCUAUCGGCGCAACAAUCUUAGCAAGAGUGAAUUCAGACAGCAAACCAUACGUCGAAGCGAUAUUUAAAUCCGCAACUAAAAACUACACUCACUUCUGCUUGGUGAAAGGCAAAGGAAAAGCAUUUCUUUCGAAGAUGGAACUACGGCCUUCGCAUCAAGAUUACGUCAAGAAAAAUGCUUCGAGAGUGCUUAAACUCCUCGAUCGAGUCGAUGUAGGAAACAAAGAAUCUGACAUCAAGUACCCGACCGAUCCAUACGAUAGGCUAUGGAGAGCACAUUCUUACCACGAUCCAACGGUUAAUUACAUAUCGUCGUCUUCUUCCUCGUACAAUGGAAAUAUCACCAUUGCAGACAGCAUGUUGCCUCCACCUCAAGUACUGCAAACAGCUCUAACUCAUAAAGAAAGGUUAGAGUUUUAUUACAAAGAUCUCGAUGAAGGAAGCCAUGAUUAUAACAUCUACCUCCAUUUUCUCGAGCUCAACAACUCUGUUCGAUCAGGGGAAAGGAUCUUUCAUGUGUAUAUCAACAAUGAAAAAAAACAAGAGAUCGAUAUAUUAGCCACUGGCUCGCAUUACUUGGCAACUUUUUUGAACUUCACAGCAAAGGGAACUCUAAAUCUGACAUUAGUAAAAGCCCCAAAUGCUCGGUUGGGACCGAUUUGCAAUGCCUACGAGAUUCUACUACAGACUUAUUCAGGACAUGAAGAGAUGAAUGAAGAUGAAGUGAAUGCAAUUACGAAAGUGAAGGAUGAGUUAGUUGCAGAGAACAAAGAUAAUCAUGUGUUGCAAACCUGGUCAGGUGAUCCUUGUCUUCCUCUUCCAUGGCAUGGCUUGUCUUGUGAAGCUUUCAAUGGUACUUUGGCUAUCACUAAAAUGGAUUUAUCCAAAAGCAGACUUGCGGGACCUCUCCCUCCAAGCAUGGCUGAGUUGAUUCACCUGAAAGAAUUGAAUUUGAGCAGCAAUCGAUUUACUGGUACAAUUCCACGAUUUCCAGCUUCCUCCAUGUUGAUCUCACUGGAUGUGAGGAACAAUGACCUGACAGGAAACAUCUCAUGGUCUGUUUCAGACAUUUCCCAUUUGAACAUACUGUACUACGGUUGCAAUCGUCACCUCCAUGAAAGACUUCCUCAAAACAAAUCAAACUUGAUUACAGACGAUGGGAAGUGCAACAAUAGUUCAUCUUCCCAUUCAGCCAAAGCAAUUCUCAUAGGCACAAUAGCAGGAGGUAUUUUGCUGGUUGCAGUUGUAGCUGGAGCAUGCUUUGUUUGCCUGUACAGAAAAAAGCCGAAAAAAUUCGAGGCGAAAGGGCACACAAUGUCAAAGAAUGCAAUCUAUUCGGUAUCGAGCACAGAAGAUGUUACGGCUAAAUCGAUAUCAAUACAGUGUUUCACAUUGGAGUGCAUAGAAAAUGCAACACAGAGGUACAAGACAUUGAUCGGUGAAGGUGGAUUCGGACCAGUUUAUCGUGGUACUCUUCCGGAUGGCCAAGAUGUGGCGGUGAAAGUUCGAUCAGAUACUUCGACUCAGGGAACUCGCGAAUUCAACAAUGAGCUGAACUUACUUUCAUCGAUUCGCCAUGAAAACUUAGUACCGUUGAUCGGUUAUUGUUCCGAGAAUGACCAACAGAUUUUGGUCUACCCUUUCAUGUCCAAUGGCUCAUUGCAAGAUCGUCUAUACGGAGCAGCAUCGAAACGUAAAACUCUGGACUGGCCGGCGAGACUUUCGAUUGCUUUGGGUGCAGCAAGAGGUUUGACAUAUCUUCACACGUUCUCGGAGCGUUGCCUAAUUCACAGAGAUGUGAAGUCAAGUAACAUACUUCUGGAUCACAGCAUGUGUGCAAAAGUUGCAGAUUUUGGAUUUUCAAAAUAUGCUUCUCAGGAAGGAGACAGUGGCACUUCACUGGAAGUUAGAGGCACUGCUGGAUACAUGGAUCCAGAGUAUUACUCAACACAGCAUCUAUCUGCAAAAAGUGAUGUCUUCAGCUUCGGGGUUGUUCUACUGGAAAUCGUAUGUGGUCGAGAGCCUCUCAAUAUAAACAGGCCGCGGAACGAGUGGAGCUUGGUAGAAUGGGCGAAACCUCAUAUAAGGAACUCAAGAGUCGAAGAAAUUGUGGAUCCGAGCAUAAAGGGAAGCUACCAUGGCGAAGCAAUGUGGCGAGUGGUGGAGGUAGCUCUGGCAUGUAUUGAACCUUACUCGGCUUAUCGUCCAUCCAUGUCGGAUCUUGUUCGUGAGCUGGAAGAUGCCUUCAUCAUCGAAAACAAUGCCUCUGAAUAUAUGAGGUCCAUCGAGAGUUUUGGAGGAUCCAAUCGAUAUUCUAUAGAGAGACCUAUUGCUCUACCAAAUCCAAUUCCAGCAGAACCAUCCCCUAUUCUUUUGCAGCCAUCUCCCCCUCAGCCAAGAUGAAGCUAUUAAUUAACUGAAACAGUUAUGGUGAAAUUGUUAGACUUGAUUAUCAUUGGAGUUUGGCAAUAACAUUUAGACGAAGGUAAGUAGAAGACAGUAGCUGCAUUUUCUUGACAUUUUUUUUUUCUAUUACCAGAGGUGUGUAAAUACUAAGACAGGUUGUCUACAAGCUAGCCAGAUGGACUUCUCAAGACUUAGUCAUGGAGUUUUAGUCUCUACUAGGCAGCAUGGGCAUUAUAAUUGUAUUCGGAUACACUA
Messenger RNA from Andrographis paniculata, 3226 nucleotides. RefSeq names its product nodulation receptor kinase-like. The transcript has 15 exons. The record is from RefSeq and is a predicted model, not a curated record. Gene Ontology annotation, molecular function: ATP binding; protein kinase activity; protein binding. Gene Ontology annotation, biological process: protein phosphorylation. NCBI's taxonomy places the organism in Eukaryota, Viridiplantae, Streptophyta, Magnoliopsida, Lamiales, Acanthaceae. The coding region runs from base 188 to 2968 and encodes 926 amino acids.